AUGCUUCGUCUCCCAAGACUGGCACAUGCAAGUUUAAGAGCCCCGAAACCGGGAUGCAUCGCAUGUCUUUGGCGUGCCCCAUGCAUGAACCCACGUCUUCAGCUUCACACGCGACUCGACGCCAUGGCGCAGCAUGAACCGAAUCAAAUCACCACAGCGUUCAUGACCACAGCCUCUUUUGGUAGUUGCGAUUAUCUCUCUUCCUGUCAAAUUAGGGUUAUCUAUUCUUAG
Molecule: messenger RNA, 231 nt
Organism: Pochonia chlamydosporia 170
Lineage: Eukaryota; Fungi; Ascomycota; Sordariomycetes; Hypocreales; Clavicipitaceae
Exons: 1
Coding region: 1-231 (76 amino acids)
Source: RefSeq, a predicted model, not a curated record